Molecule: messenger RNA, 921 nt
Organism: Aplysia californica (California sea hare)
Lineage: Eukaryota; Metazoa; Mollusca; Gastropoda; Aplysiida; Aplysiidae
Product: asc-type amino acid transporter 1
Exons: 2
Coding region: 447-731 (94 amino acids)
Biological process (GO): amino acid transmembrane transport
Molecular function (GO): L-amino acid transmembrane transporter activity
Source: RefSeq, a predicted model, not a curated record
AGAGAGAGAGAGAGAGAGAGAGAGAGAGAGAGAGACUGGGAGAGAGAGAGAGAGUGCACACACAUGUUUAGUUUGGCUUGAGAAAGGAGAUGAAUAUUGACACGGCAAAGGACAUUUGAUUUAGUGCAGUGGAAAGCAAGUUACAAAGAACAGGAAAAGAAAACAAGUAGAACCUUCCAGUGAAAAUCUCCACCCAUUCGCUGUACAUGUACAGGCAUGUGUAUUGAAAUCAUUGCCAUCGUAUUAUGUGAUAGCUAGUUUUGAUUUUGAAUAAUUUCAAAAUGAUUUAUAUGCUAACUUAUCCAUACCUUGUCUGUUUGUGUGUCACUUUGCUUGCUUAUGUGGUUGGGUUGUUGUUGAUUUUUGUUUAAUAUACAAUAACUCGUCUUUCCAGAAGUGGGAGGAAAGGGUGUUAGAAUAAGAGGAGGACCACAUCGUCUCCAACAAUGACGAACGAAAACGGCAACGCGAAAACAGGGAGUGGUGAGUCGAAGAGUGAAGUCCUAGACCCUGAGCUGAAGAUAGAAGGACCUGAGAGAGUGGAGCUGAAGAAAGAGCUAGGACUUCCCACUGCGUGUGCCCUCAUAAUGAGCGCUAUCAUAGGUUCCGGCAUUUUCAUCUCCCCCAAAGAAGUGUUGCGCAACACUGGGUCAGUGGGCAUGUGUCUGUGUGUGUGGGCCGGGUCUGGAAUCCUAGCCAUAGGAGGUGAGUCAUUUGUUAUCGUUGAUUAGAACCCAACUCUCUCCCAAGAAGAAGAUAAAUAUUAUGCUCUGUUCCAAAGGUUUCAGCCUUCUGCCUCCCUCCUUGUGAGUCAUAAAAGAGUCUGCUUAAUCGUUAGAUUAGACGUGAUUGUCGUUUGCAUUUUGUCCCCCACCCCCUUCUUUGCCUUUUUCUCUUUUAAACGUGGAAUGCAGUAAAAAA